UUGAAGUCCAGUAUUAAAACCCGUAUGUCCUCAUAUCCCGUAUGUGAUCAUAUCCCAUAUGUUUGCACGUGAUCAUGGCUGGAACGAGCGACGCUUUUUCAGACAAAUCGAAGAAAUACGACCGACAGCUGAGACUGUGGGGAGAUCACGGGCAGACGACACUCGAAGACGCGCGCGUUUGUCUUCUCAACGCCACAGCGACCGGCACGGAGACACUGAAAAAUGUCGUACUCCCCGGAUGUGGCUCAUUCGUCGUCGUAGAUGGCGAGAAAGUGACAGAGGAAGACGUCGGAAGCAAUUUCUUCAUGCAGAAGGAUUGGAUUGGAAAAUCUCGUGCCGAAUGCGCAACCGCGUUGCUUCUUGAAUUGAACUCGGACGUGACAGGAAAUUACUUAGACGAGACUCCUCAUCGGAUACUUGAGAAUAGGCCGGAAUUCUUUAGCUCGUUCAGCUGUGUUGUUGCCACUGGACUGGAAGAAAAAACUCUGCUUCUUCUUGACAAAGUUCUCUGCGAUUACGGCAUUCCACUUAUUAUCGUUCGAGUGUAUGGAUUCAUCGGGUACAUGAGAAUCGUUGUGUCUGAACACACGGUGAUUGAGUCUCACCCAGACAACACGCAUCCAGACUUACGACUAGACAGGCCGUUUGAUCAGCUGCAGAAGUAUACCGAUUCGAUGGAUCUUUCUGCAAUGAAUAAACAGGAUCACGGUCACACACCAUUCGUCGUCUUACUUCUCAAAUAUCUGGACAAGUGGCGAGCAACUCAUGAUGGAGCUGUUCCAAAGAGUUACAAGGAGAAGAAGGAAUUCAAGCAACUUGUUAAGACAGGUAUUCUGUGUAAUGAGGAUGGUGUGCCUGAAGUCGAGGAGAAUUUUGAUGAAGCAGACAAGAGCGUCAAUUCAUCACUUGUUCCCACAAAGGUGCCAUCUGAGGUUCAGAGCAUAUUUUGUGACGACAAAUGCAUCAACAUCACCAAAGAGAGUUCAUUGUUCUGGAUAUUAGCACGUGCUGUUAAAGACUUUGUGGAAAAUGAAGGAGAAGGUGCUCUUCCACUGCGAGGCUCGUUGCCUGACAUGACGGCUGACUCAGCAAGAUACAUCAAAUUGCUACAAGCUUAUCAAGAGAAGGCCAAGCAGGACGCAGAGAUGGUCACAAGAAGAGUACAACAAUUGCUGAAAGAAGUUGGAAAGGCAGAAUAUUCAAUUAGUGGUGAUGAAAUCAUGAUGUUUUGUAAGAAUUCUCGUUUCUUGCGUGUGGUUCGUUGUCGUGCGUUAUCUGAGGAGUACAAUGUGUCGACGGCUAAACGAGAGGAGUUGGGUAUGCACUUGGAAAUGGCCGACGAUUUGGUGUAUUAUGUUUUGCUCAGAGCUGCUGAGAGGUUCAGAGAUGAGCAUCAACGACUGCCUGGUGUGAUUGAUGAUCAACUAAUGUCUGAUGUCACAGCGUUGAAGUCAUGCACAACUGCCUUUCUUCAAGAACUGGGCAUCACGACAGCCGUCUCGCACGACUGCAUUCACGAAAUGUGCCGCUUCGGAGGCUCAGAACUUCACACUAUGGCAGCAUGUUUAGGAGGGAUGGCUGGACAAGAGGUGAUCAAAUUGGUCACUCAUCAGUUUGUGCCAUUCAACAAUACAUUCAUCUACAAUGGAAUGACAUGCAGUUCGGUUAGCGUUGAGUUAUAGUCCGACCGAUAAUUAACCAUCGACUGUAGCUCGUUAGUCAAACUAUACUAAUGCAAUUGUCUGGAAUUCAUAAAUAUUGACGUCAAGGUAUGACUUGCUUGAUGUGUUUGCGUGUUCUACGGUCGACCACAUUAUGGCAAUGAUUACUUUUAGUCAUGUGAUAAAUUAGUAUCAGUAUGAAGGUACUAAGUCUCUCA
Molecule: messenger RNA, 1879 nt
Organism: Corticium candelabrum
Lineage: Eukaryota; Metazoa; Porifera; Homoscleromorpha; Homosclerophorida; Plakinidae
Product: NEDD8-activating enzyme E1 regulatory subunit-like
Exons: 21
Coding region: 75-1682 (535 amino acids)
Biological process (GO): protein neddylation
Cellular component (GO): cytoplasm
Molecular function (GO): NEDD8 activating enzyme activity
Source: RefSeq, a predicted model, not a curated record